GGUGGCGGCGGAGGCGGCUCCGCGACGCUGAUGCCGGCGUCGGCAGCGGCGGCGAGCGGGAGCCUGGCGGCGGGGGGCUGCGGCGCGGCGGGGCCGUCGUCGUGGACGCGCUCGCUGGAGCGGUCGCUGGAGGAGGCGGCGGCCAGCGGCUCCCUCAGCCUCAGCGGCAGGAAGCUGAGGGACUAUCCGCGGGGCAGCGCCGCCGGCCACGACCUCAGCGACACCACCAAGGCCGAUUUAUCACGGAACCGACUCUCCGAGCUGCCACAAGAAGCUUGCCUCUUCGUUUCCCUCGAGAGCUUGAAUUUGUACCAGAAUUGCAUUCGUUAUAUUCCAGAAGCCAUUUUGAACUUGCAGUCCUUAACAUUUUUGAAUAUCAGCCGUAACCAGCUCUCAACGUUGCCUGUCCACCUGUGCAGCCUGCCCUUAAAAGUUCUGAUAGCUAGCAACAAUAAACUGGUCUCCAUCCCAGAAGAAAUCGGACAUCUGAGACAUCUGAUGGAGCUUGAUGUCAGCUGCAAUGAAAUCCAGACAAUCCCUCCCCAGAUUGGCAAUCUAAAUUCCUUGCGGGAUCUCAACAUCAGGAGGAAUCAUCUGGUACAUUUACCUGAAGAGCUUGCCGAGCUGCCUUUGAUUCGGUUAGAUUUCUCCUGCAAUAAAAUCACAACAAUCCCAGUGUGUUACCGGAACCUCAGGCACUUACAGACAAUCACCUUAGAUAACAACCCCUUGCAGUCUCCCCCAGCCCAGAUAUGUAUAAAAGGCAAAAUCCACAUAUUUAAGUAUCUGAACAUGGAAGCGUGUAAAGUUGUGCCAGACCUUCCCGAUUAUGAUAGGCGACCGAUAGGCUUCGGAUCCUGCCAUGAAGAUCUGUAUUCGAGUCGACCGUACGGAGCACUGGAUUCCGGGUUCAACAGCGUAGACAGCGGAGAUAAGAGAUGGUCAGGAAAUGAACCGACAGAUGAGUUUUCUGACCUUCCCCUGCGAGUGGCAGAGAUCACGAAAGAACAGAGGUUGAGAAGAGAGAGCCAUUACCAAGAACACAGAGGGAACUCCUUGGUCACAAACGGUGGAGUGGAGCAAGAUCUGGAUCAGAUCGACUUUAUUGACAGCUGUGCCACCGAGGAAGAGGAGGAAGAAGUGAGGCAGGCCAAAUGUCCGGAGACAGACAGCCUCAGCACGCAAUUCAUGGCCUAUAUUGAACAACGCCGAAUUUCUCACGAGGGUUCACCCGUAAAACCUACAAACAACCGAGAGUUUCCUAGGUCGGAAGAUGCAAGAAAAUACCUCCAUCAAAACAGAGAUGCAGAGGAAUUAAAACGACCUGAAAGUCUGAGUUUAAUGCAAGAUAGGGAACGACCGCAAGGAUUAAGGAGCCUUGUAGAUCGGUCAGAAAGGGGUUGCCGAGACUCUGCUACCCAUGGGUCAUUGUCCAAUGCUCACAAUCAGAAUCUUCCCGCAGAAGCUGACGCACCCAAAAGGCGAGAGCCCUUCAUGGAGUGGACGCGGAGGGAAGCGCAGCUGGCGGCCCUGCACUGUGAGGAGGAGAAGAGGAAGACGAAGCAGAUCCAGAAGGAGGCCGUUCUUGAUUUUGUCAAACUCAAGGCGUCCCAGAGUCCACGGAAACAAAACACGCUGGAGAACGAGUGCCCCUUUCCGUCCAGAAGGUCUCAGCACACUGACGAUAGUGCCUUGCUGGUGAGUGACGACCGAUCCACCAUCUCACCGAAUUCACCCACUUCUCAAACAGUUCACCUGUCUGUCCCAUAUCCUGGCCCAGCCGCCACCCCCUCCUACAGAGCAACUCCCCAGCGCCCCGAAAGCUUCCUUUUCCGAAACGCCACCAGAGAAGAAGCAAACAAAGCCGUCACGUCUGCUUCUUCACCAGCCCUGGUUAAUUGCACAGAUGACAUCAGCGAUAACCAUAAUUCCACCUUGCCGGAAGAAGACGUUUUGGUGAUAGAGCAACUGCGAAAAAACAUUGAAUCCCGGUUAAAAGUGUCUUUGCCGAGCGAUCUCAGCGCAGCCUUAACAGACGGCGUGGUGCUUUGCCAUUUAGCCAAUCACGUGCGGCCUCGUUCUGUCCCUAGUAUUCACGUGCCCUCGCCAGCUGUCCCUAAGUUAACCAUGGCCAAGUGUCGACGGAAUGUGGAAAAUUUCCUGGAAGCCUGUCGAAAAAUAGGGGUGCCUCAGGAGCGACUGUGUUUGCCUCUGCAUAUUUUAGAAGAGAAGGGGUUGACGCAGGUGGCAGAGACUGUGCAGGCCCUCCUGGAAUGGGCCCCCCCAAAACAACAGCACCACCUGGGCGCUGCCUAAGGAGCCCCGAGAACUUCUUCCCGGGCUGGCGGAAGGAGGCGAGUGCGGGUGCCGCCUCUCCAAGCACAAGACUGUCUUUGUGUUCGAAGAGCGACCGCCGAACCCCCGAAUUCCUGAUGGGAAUCCUUUGCCUUUUCGUUUCUCCACUUGUUUUUUUUUUUUUUUUCCCCAUCGGACUUUUGCAAUUUGUAAAGUGGGAGUUUUUUUUUCUGGGGCGGAGGGAACGGGGUGAAAACUCCAGGAGCCCCUCGGCUUCCUAUUUAAAUAUCAUCCUCGGGGAGAUCUGGGCGGGGGAGAAAAAAAAGAAGGACUUUUAACCUCCACCACUAUAGAAAUGUGAGGUUCCUGGUAGGUUUAACAUGGAGGAAAAAAACUUGUUUGUUGUUUUUUUGUUUUGUUUUGUUUUGCACUUCUGCUCUGAACAAUCCCGCAGACAAGACCAGCUCCGGAAGGAUCCCCGUGAUGACGGUCCUUAGCCAGUCCUGAAUCCUCUUAUUCUUUUGCUUCUUUUGUUCUUUUCCAUCAUCGCUUCCCAUUGAGAUGUUUCUUACAGGAUUUUUUUUUUAAAAAAAAUAUGUAUUCAUGGGUCCCAAGACGUGCGAGAAAUUCAGCACAAUUCGAUCCUAAAUCAGCAAGUCGGAUGCCUGAAUUGGAGAGAGCCUGGUACGACUUUAAUAUCAUCCCUCAAAUGUCCUCUUCCCCGCCCCCGUUUAGUAGUACGAAGGAGCUGAAGCCUGAGCAAUAAAUGUAUCGGUGAUGCCUGUUAAGUGAAGAAGAAUGGGGCACAACUAGACGCCCUUCUGGGUGCUUGAAAGAGCAGCUUCAUUUUUCCGCCCAAGCAGCUGACCCAAUCCAGCUUUUUUGCUUUCUUCCUCCUGUUCACCUUCCUAGUUUUCUUAAUAAGAUUUUAUAAAAUGUGAGAUUGCAAACCACUUUAGCACUUACUUGGAGAGGGCAAUUGGGAAGAAUUAUUCUGUGAACCAGGCAUGGUUUGGAUGCGGUUGAAAAAGCAGCUACAACACCUUGAAUCUGCCUGGAGCAUAAUUCUGCCCACGUGGAAAAGACAAACCUGAAUAAAAUUUGGAGUUUUUUCACCCUGGAGAUGGUGCAGCAGGCAGAACAAACGAACACUGAGCCUCUGCCGGUUGGCGUGAAUUGAAGGCUGGAUCUCUCCAACUGAGACCCUAUUCAAAUAGAUAGAUCCUCUGUCUUUUUUUUUUUUCCAUACGGUUUCCAUGCUUGAGGACAAUCCCAGUUAAAGCCACUUCUUGUGUUGCGAGUGGAAAAGCGUGCGCUCCGGUGUUUGAAUAGGAUUGGGGCAGCACUGUUGUGCCCUUAGAGCAGGGGUCUCCAAUGUUGGCCACCUUUAAGACUUGUGGACUUCAACUCCCAGAAUUCUUCAGGCAGCAUAGCUUACUCUCUUGUAAUCCCUUCUUUUGCAAUCUCGCCACUUUAAGGGAAAGGAGAAAAAGAAACAGACACGGCUGGCUGGCUGAGGAAUUCUGGGAGUUGAAGUCCACAAGUUUUAAAGUGGCCAAGGUUGGAGACCCCUGCCGUAAAGGAACCCUGUGUAAUCCCUAAAGGAAGCUGGAUGUUUCAGGUGCCUGGGAAGGAGUGUGCAAUUGAAGGAGUUUGUAGGCAUUAAAUGCCUGAUUAAGUGUCAGGAGAUGCAUCGGCUGGGAAGUCAAAAUUUCAGUUGGCCGAUUCAGCUGCCGGGGGAUGAAGUCCCCGUUCUCGGUCAUUGCAGGACCGGAGAACUUUAAACAAAAAAAAAACGCUUUAUACAUGAAUCAGAUGUGUAUCUCGGACUCAUAAGUGAAGCCAAAGCUAGUGAAGGUCACUCGUGACAGAUGUGCAGAUGUGGAGGAGGUAAGAAAAGGGAUGGUUGGUUGGAAGAGAUUUGGGAAUUGAUCCACAGCACCAUAACUAAUUUUUUUCCCUAUUCAGUUGCAGGGCCCCCACCUGCCCCCAGUUAUUUCCGAUCAACCCUGUUUGUUUUCAAGCUCCUGUUCGCUUCUCCGAGCUUCGAAUAGGCAAUGGUUCCAGGGCUUUCCUAUUUCUUUCCUUCUUGCCCUUUCCUUCUCCACCUCCAUCGCUCUUUGUUUUCAUUUUCGUCUCUUUCUCGGCAUGGCCGGCUUCCUGCAUCCUGGCGGUGUAUUUCGAUUUUUAAGGGUUUUUUUUUUUAUCUCCCUUGCCAAGAACACCCCAAGACCCUGUUCAAAUGGCAAAAGAAGAGCACCCAAUUGUAGUCAGGUCGUGUGUUGUUUUCGUUAGGGCUGCUUUUGGCUUGCAAAGGGCUUGGGGUGGCUUGCGUUUUGCAGAAACAGCUUUGGAGGAAAAGAGAUGCAUGAAACAUGCCAUCGAGGGUUGCAGAAGGCCUGGAGGGUCCCAUUUUCUGCUUUAAAACUUGGUGGUUCUGCUCUUUGGGGACCCCUGACCCUCGUGAAAUACGGUUUUUUGAAAGGACAGAAUGCCACAUUUCCGAAGCCUCAUUUUGUAGGAUUUGAGUUUUCGGGUUUAAAUCUGCACUCUCCAAUUCUGUCCGCUUGCAAGUUCUCCGCUGUUUGUUUUAUCUCAGUGCUUCCCAAACUUGACCCUUUGAAGAUGUAUGGACUUCAACUCCCAGAAUUCCUCAA
Messenger RNA from Pantherophis guttatus, 4952 nucleotides. It is a transcript of the gene LRCH3, whose product is annotated as leucine rich repeats and calponin homology domain containing 3. Gene Ontology annotation, cellular component: cytoplasm. Lineage: Eukaryota; Metazoa; Chordata; Lepidosauria; Squamata; Colubridae. Gene Ontology annotation, molecular function: protein binding. The record is from RefSeq and is a predicted model, not a curated record.